CAUCCACCCACCGCCACACUUCCUGUUGCAUCCACCCUCCCAUACAAGCUUCCGCGAAAUCUCUGGGCAUUCUUACACGAAAGUUCGAAUCCUCAGCUUCAGUACGAGGUGCCCUAAACGGCCAUGGCCCAGCGAAAGAAGUCACUCCUGAUCGGAAUCAACUACGUUGGCUCUAAACAUGAGCUGAAGGGAUGUCACUCAGACGUGGACAACAUUGCCGAGUUCCUGAGCUACAGAGGCUACAGUAACAGUCACCGCGAUAGAGUCAUCUUAUCAGAUAACCCAGUGGUGGCUCCUGACAGCCCGUAUUACCCUACGGGCCACAAUAUCCUCGCAGCGAUGGACUGGCUGGUUUCUGAACCCGGAUGCACUCUUUUCAUGCACUACUCUGGACAUGGAGGGCAGGUGGAAGACGUCGACAGCAAUCGUAGUACAGGACUGGAUGACUCUCUGGUCCCCGUUGACUUCGAGUACAAUGGCCAGCUUAGCAGUACUCUGCUGCACCAGCAUCUUGUUACUCGCAUGGCGCCUGGGUGCACCUUGUUCGUCCUCAUGGAUUGCUGCCACUCAGGCUCCGCGAUCGAACUUCCAUUUGUGUACCGCACUGAUGCAGAUGGCCAAAUCUCGCUGAUGGACAAUCUGAGAAAGGGUGCGCAGCUCGUCGGUGAGGCUCAGGAUAUUCUAUCUGGGGGCUUCAAUUUCAACAAGAUGGGCGAAGCCAGGGAAUUGUUCGCCGGCGCAACGAGCUUCUUCCAUGGCUUGAAGCACAUGGGUGAACAGGAGGAGGAAGGCUUACAAGAAGGCGAAUUUGUUGGCCAGUAUGGGUCAGAAAAUAAGAUGGUGACCAUGUUCAGUGGGUGUCGCGACGACCAGACAAGUGCAGACGCAAACAUAGCUGGCCGUAGUACUGGUGCGAUGACGUGGGCAUUCCUGCAGAUCAUGAAAGCCGGCGAAACUCCGACGUACGCUCGAACGCUACAAAUGACCAGGCAGCUGCUCGAUCAGAGCAACUACACUCAGGUCCCACAACUCAGCUCUGGGCUCGAUAUCGAUUUGGACAACUUGCCAUUGGCGAUCUGAUGUCAGAGUCGGCUCUGUCUACGAAAUGAACCAGCCUACUGUCAUAUUAUACUAACUAUACUAUUACUCAGGCCGAGUUAAUGGACCAUGACGAGCAGCUUGACUCCUCAUUCCCCGAGCUUCUUCUGAC
Paraphaeosphaeria sporulosa is the source of this 1210-nucleotide messenger RNA. RefSeq names its product peptidase C14. Gene Ontology annotation, molecular function: cysteine-type endopeptidase activity. The transcript is spliced from 6 exons. Lineage: Eukaryota; Fungi; Ascomycota; Dothideomycetes; Pleosporales; Didymosphaeriaceae. Gene Ontology annotation, biological process: proteolysis. The record is from RefSeq and is a predicted model, not a curated record. The coding region runs from base 124 to 1080 and encodes 318 amino acids.